Messenger RNA from Teleopsis dalmanni, 1162 nucleotides. Its product is annotated as protamine-like. Gene Ontology annotation, biological process: sperm DNA condensation; spermatogenesis. The record is from RefSeq and is a predicted model, not a curated record. The transcript has 8 exons. The coding region runs from base 501 to 1121 and encodes 206 amino acids. Lineage: Eukaryota; Metazoa; Arthropoda; Insecta; Diptera; Diopsidae.
UCCAAAAAAAAUUUGUAUUAAAUUUUUGUUGUAAUAUUUUAUUGUGAAAAAAGAAAGUUUAUUAAAAACAUUGUUAAUAGGAACAAUAUUGAUCUGAGAAGUUUUAUGAAGGCAGAUCGUGGAUUCGGACUAUAAAACAAGUUUCUGGAUCGGGACACUUACUACAAGUGAUUGAAAAACUUUACAGAGAGCAGUAUACCGGCCUCUCGCGUGUUCUUGAGUUCUGUUACACAAUUUUUUGGUUACUACAAGUUAAGAAAUUCUACAAAGAGGUAUACCCCGGCUUUGACAGUGAGUGCUGAUCGAUUGUAAUACGGUUCUGUAACAAUUCUUUGGCAAGCUGGUUAACUUACUCCUAGUAUCUGUGGUUACUGAAAACGAGUAAGUUAUAUUGAGUAGAUGUCUUUUUUUAUUGCUUGUUAAGGGUUAAUACUCUUCCAAGCUGGUGAAUUUACUCCUAACAUCGUUAGUUAAGGACAGCGGCAUUUCCUUCAGCCAAAAUGCGACUUGGUAAGGAAAAUGCAGAUUCCGCUCAGGGAUAUCUUAACUUCCUAAGGGAUUAUUGCAAAACGCAUAUAAAUGAGCCAUCUGAACAUAUAUUGAUGACAGGAACUCACGUAUGGAACACCUUUAGCAAUUCCCGUAAAAAAUUUUAUCGUGAAUUAGGAGAUGCCUGCGGUGGAUGUCCAAAGAAAAAGAAGAAAAAUCCCUGCAAGAAAAAGAAGCCAGCAUGCCCUAAAAAAAAGCCGAAGUGUCCUAAGAAGAAGCCCCGUUGUCCAAAGAAAAAGAAGAAAAAUCCCUGCAAAAAGAAAAAGCCUCGCUGUCCGAAGAAAAAAAAGAAGACUUGCGGUGCAAAGAAGCCGAAGUGUACCAACCCUGGGCCGCUUACAAAUAAUGCGUAUUUGAAUUAUCUGAGAUACUUCCGUCGUAAUAAUUGUGGCUUGGAACCCAAAGAUAUUAUAAAGCAAGCGGCAAAAUGUUGGUGCAAAUUACCUCCUGAAAAACGUUUACGCUUUGAAAAGCAGGCUUGCAAAAUGUCGAAAUCUUGCAGACGUAAGAACACCAAGAUUUGCAAGGAGGCCCUUAAGCGUAAGAAAAAGAAGAAACCAUGCUGCCCAUGAAAACAUCGUUUUUAAGGGCAGUUCGACGGGAAGCAUUUUAG